AUGGCCCCCGAGCAGCUUCUGGAUCGGGGGGAAAUCAGGAUUUGACAGUUGUCCGUCGGCAGCGAGAACCCGCGGGUUUCCGGCGCUCCGCAGGUGCGUCUGGAUGAAUGAAGGGAGCCGCGGACUUCCGGGAUGGUGUCGCUGAGCUGAGCUGAGCGCCGAGUCAGAGCGCCGAAGCCGUCAUGUCGUUUUUCAAGAGGAAAGCCAAAAGCAAAGAACCUGAGAGACUGGCAGAUGUAAGAGUCAACAGAGGUCCAACCCCAGCCCCAGCUUCAGCUCCAGCCAGCCCUCACUCCCCGUCCUUGGUCCUGAGGAACCACAAUGCCAUCCAGGAGGCAGCGGGGCCCAGCCAUGUGGCUAUCAACGCCAUCUCCGCCAACAUGGACUCUUUCGCCAGUGGUCGCACCGCCAUCCUCAAAAAACAACCGAGCCACAUGGAGGCAGCCCACUUCGGCGAUCUCGGACGCUCCAGUGUGAACAAUCUCUCACAAGAGACCCGCUCGCGGCUGUCCAAGACGGUGGAUCAGAUUCUGCAGGACAACGUAGCAAUGCCCUACUACAUCCAGUUCAUGGAGGUGCGAGGCACCGACCACCUGGUGCGCUUCUGGCUGGAGGCCGAGAGCUUUCGAUCCACCAGCUGGUCACGGGUCCGAGCACACAGCCUCAACUCGGUCAAACACAGCUCCCUGGCCGAGCCUGUCCCCACCACCCCCGACGGCCAGACGGAGGACCCCCACAAACCUGGGGCUGUUGCCCCUAGAACCACGGACACUGGCAGUGAGCGCCCCAUGGCGCAGCUCACACACCGGGACUCCUUCAGCACAGAGGCCGGGCAGAGGCCUGGCACGCCCCGAGCGGAGACCCCCAGCAGGCAGCCAUCCUCAAGAACAGGGACGCCCUUCAAGCUGCAGUCAAACAGCGCUCUGAGAGACCUCUCUGACAAGCUAAUGAAGAGUAUAGAGCGAGACGCAGUGAGCAUCUUCACCAAAUACAUCUCUCCAGAUGCUGCCAGGCCCAUCCCCAUCACAGAGCAGAUCAGAAACGACAUCGUUGCGAAGAUAUGCGGAGAGGACGGGCUUGUGGACCCAAACUGCUUCAUCAUUGCACAGUCUGUAGUCUUCACCAUCCUGGAGCAAGAGCACUUUAGUGAAUUCCUGAGGAGCCAUCAUUUUUGUAAAUACCAGAUUGAAGUGUUGACCAGCGGCUCUGUCUUCCUGGCGGAUAUCUUGUUCAGUGAGUCGGCGCUCUUCUACUUCUCUGAGUACAUGGAGAAGGAGGAGGCAGUGAAUGUGCUCCAGUUCUGGCUGGCCGCAGACAACUUCCAGGACCAGCUGGCAGCAAAGAAGGGCCAGUACGAUGGCCAGGAGGCCCAAAACGAUGCCAUGAUCCUCUAUGACAAGUAUUUCUCACUCCAGGCCACCAACCCUCUGGGCUUUGGUGACUCUGUGCGGAUGGAAAUAGAGUCCAACAUCUGCCGAGAGGGAGGGCCUCUUCCUGAAUGUUUCACCACUCCCCUCAGACAGGCCUGGACCACAAUGGAGAAGGUCUACAUGCCCGGCUUCCUGUCCAGUAACCUUUACUACAAAUACUUGAAUGACCUCAUCAACUCGGUGCGAGCGGACGAGUUUGUGAACACCAGCACUCCGGGUCAGGCCGGGCCCACUGACGACCGGUCAAGUUCAAAUUCAAGCGAGGGCUCUCAUGCUCAGUCGUUACAGCAAGGAUCCAAAAAAGCAGCGGUGAAGAUCCUGAAAAACUUUGAUGAAGCGAUAACGGUGGACAUUUCCAGCCUCGACCCAGAGUCCUUGUAUCAGCGUCCAUACGCCGGGAAGAUGACGUUCGGGAAGGUGAAUGAGUUGGGUCAGUUUAUUAGGGAGGCUGAACCGGAGCCUGAUGUGAAGAAAUCUAAAGGCUCCAUGUUCUCACUUGCCAUGAAGAAGUGGGUCCAAGGCAACUCCGACGAAGCUCAGGAGGAGAUGGCGUGGAAGAUUGCUAAGAUGAUCGUCAACGACGUUGUCCACCAGGCAAACCAUGACAGUCCCGGCAAGGCCACCAAGUUAUGACCCUGCAGAGGAACCAAAGACUGUCAUCCCUUGCUAGAGGCAGAUUGCACGCUGGCCAAGCCAGUGAUGGACUACGGACAGGGCUCACCCUGCCACAAACUGCAUUACUCUCAAGAAAGAACAAGGCAUUUUGUCACCUCCUGAAUCCCCCUGUGUGCAGGCGCACACAUUUACCUGCGUAUGCUUGCACUGUAUGGAUGAGAGUGUGUGUGUGUGUGUGUGUGUGUGUGUGUGUGUGUGUGUGUGUGUGUGUGUGUAUGAGCGGCUGAGCAAUCCUGCACCAAUGGACAAACGGAAAUAUAAAAGUACACUGCGGUAGUAUCAAGCUAUGAAGGUCUACGCGUGGAUACCAGCGGUAAAGCAGAACAAAGCGAAGCGCAUGCGGAGGGAGGCGUCGGACACCCGGAGAAACUCUGCGGGAGGAGAAAGACUGAACACGCCGACAGGAAGGAGCGGUACGUCGUCCGGUGCCGGUAGUGCGUUCCCACGGUAACUACGCUCUCCUCAGAAGGAUUUCAUGUCGGACCUGUAGAAGACUCAUGGCUGAGCUACCCUGUAAGUCCCUCCUCACACAUUAUCCCGACAGCCCUACAUUUGACUUGCAUUCCAUAUUUACUUUUCUUUUUUUUUUGGGUGAACUUUCUCGUGAAGGCUCAGCCAGGUUAGAUGUAAGCAGAUUGAAAAAAAAAAAAAAGAAAUCACCAGUUUACGGCGUUGUAUAGUUUUUCCUGCGGAUGCACUCGCUUCCCUCGGCCCGCCUGGAGUGUUUUUGUCAGCCGCUCGUGGGGGGAGUCGUCCGGCCUCGGUCGUCUGACGUACCGGAGGAAGUGGAGGCUGGAGACGUUUUACUGGAAUGGACCUCGACUCGUUAACUCCCAGUGUGGCCGACCGCCACCUGUAGCACCUUUGGCACCUUGUCUGCGCUUUAUGGAGCACAGGAGCCAAAUCACUCCCCCUGAUGCCACAGAUGCAAUGGAAACUCCAGACUCCCAUGCCUAUACAUAUAUAUAUAUAUAUAUAUAUAUAUACACACACACACACACACAUAUAUAUAUAUAUAUACAUGUAUGUACAUUAUGUAGAUUUCUGGUUACCCCUGUAUUAGCGUCAGCUCCUUUUUUAUGGUGAUCGCUGUCUUUUUUUUUCUUUUCUUUCUUUUUUUAAAUGUAACAUUGAAGCAAAUUUCAAUGACGACUGUUCUACUGGAAAGUGUACUCAGUGACGAUAAUACACCUUUGUUUUUUGUUUGUUUGUUUGUUUGUUUUGAGCCUUACUUGAGAUGUGGAAAAAGAACCAGAAAAGACUUUUGGUACCAUGUACCACUAAUGUUUUCUGACAUGUAUGUAUGUAUGUGUACUUGAUCUAUAAUAUAUUUAAAUUGUGUUUG
This is a messenger RNA of Lampris incognitus (smalleye Pacific opah), 3450 nucleotides long. RefSeq names its product A kinase (PRKA) anchor protein 10 (gene akap10). Gene Ontology annotation, cellular component: plasma membrane. The transcript has 15 exons. Lineage: Eukaryota; Metazoa; Chordata; Actinopteri; Lampriformes; Lampridae. Gene Ontology annotation, molecular function: protein kinase A binding. Gene Ontology annotation, biological process: intracellular protein localization. Bases 183 to 2063 code for a protein of 626 amino acids. The record is from RefSeq and is a predicted model, not a curated record.